AACACAAAAGCAGGAAUGUCGACAAACGGCCACCGAAUGGAGUAUAUAAAGUACUCAUUACGUAACCCCUCUCCCCGCAAUGCAGCCAACCAAUGGGAAGCUUCUUUACCAUAUAUGGUAUUGCAAUGCACCAUGUUCAAUAUCAACUAUUGUACAAAUUUUAUCUCAUUUACCAUUGAAAUGCGAUUAAAAAAUUCAGAAUUACCUUAUUAUCAAUCAUUUUACUUGGGAUUCAAUAAUCGACACAUACUUUUAUAUGGGAACAUUCCAGUAAACGCAACUUACCAAAUUUUACACGUCACAACACUACUGCACAACACACAAAAGAUGCGGUAAGUGAGAAAUAUUGCCGGUUGCUUCGAGGAAGCCGUGUUCAAAA
This is a messenger RNA of Ctenocephalides felis (cat flea), 379 nucleotides long. RefSeq lists its product as uncharacterized. NCBI's taxonomy places the organism in Eukaryota, Metazoa, Arthropoda, Insecta, Siphonaptera, Pulicidae. The record is from RefSeq and is a predicted model, not a curated record. Bases 16 to 336 code for a protein of 106 amino acids. The transcript is spliced from 2 exons.